UAUCUCUUUUAUGAAGUAUGAUUGCAUAGGUUUUCUGUUAUCUUUUAUUGGUUUGUGUUAGUUAUCUUAAGAACAAAUCUGUUUACUUAAGAUUACUUGUUCUUGUGUUCAUAUCUGUGAUUGGGUCCAAGCCUCUGCUUACUCAUGGUUUCCAAUGCUAUAAGCACCAAUUUGUAAAGGAUGCCACUGCUCAUCUUUAUCAUUUAAUCCGAGCUACAGUAAUGCUUUGCCUUUUUAUGCCUGACUGACGUAAAUUGUGUGAUGAAUUGUUUAUAAAUUUGCGGUUUGUCUUCUUAGUUCCUCUUUUAUCUGAAUUAGUAUUGACUAGGAUGCGAGGUUUGCAUGAAUUACUUUUUCGGGGCUUAGUGGUUGCUAUAUUCAUAAAUUAAUGUUUGCCGAUAUGCCAUUGUGCCAUUUGUUCAGGUCAUUGCUGCUGUUUUAUAUAUUUAUAUGAUCGGAACAUAACGAGACACUGGGUCUUUGUUGUGCGCUCUGUUAUCCUGUAUCAGAACAAAACAAAUCUACAUAUAUAUCUUAUUCUCUAACUCAGUUCAGAAUGUGUUUAAAUGAUCAUGGCUUUUUCUUAUUCGCUUAGAUGACUGUGGCAUCGUGUUGGUCCUUGAUUUUAUCUAUAUUUAGUUUCUGUUGAGCAAUUUUUUAUAUUCCACCAUAACAAGAUGUCACGGUUAUGUUGUUUUUCCUGCAUUAGGAAUGGACCACUAUGCCAUGCCAGCGCCGAGAAGGGGUGAGAUGAAGCAUAAAGGAAGAAAUGUAGUUUGGUCGGUUGCAAUGGACAAGUGUCUUAUUGAAGCUCUGGCCAUUCAGGCUAAAAACGGCAAUAAGAUAGACAAAUGUUUCAACGAAAACGCAUAUACAGCUGCUUGUAUUGCCGUGAAUUCUUGUUUUGAUUUAAACUUGAACAAUCAAAAAGUUGUGAAUCGCCUUAAGACGAUUAAGAAGAGGUACAAGAUAAUGAGAGAUAUGCUAAGUCAAGAUGGAUUUGGGUGGAAUUCGAAUACAAAAAUGAUCGAAUGUGACAAUGAAGAUCUCUGGAAGAGCUAUGUGGCGGAACAUCCUGAUGCAAAAGGGUUCCGAAGAAAACCGAUCGAGAUGUAUGAUGAGCUAAAGAUUGUUUGCGGAAAUUACCAAGCACCUAGUCGUUGGGCGAAGAUGAAGGAUGGAAGUCAUCCGGCAAGCUAUAAGAACUUAGAAGAAGAUUCUGCCUCUUUCGUAUCACCGAGUUCAUAUGAGGCAAGUGAUACCGAUGGAACACAGUCAUAUACCGGUCCCCCGGAGUAUUUGCAAGACGGAAGUCAAGACCCUCCUGCAAUGGAGCCUUCCAAACAACUUCCAAAGCGACCGUGUGGCUUGGGUUCGGUUCAAGAGGCAAUGCUUGCAGUGGCAUUCAGCAUUCGACGGUUGGCCGAUGUCAUCGAGCAGAGUAAAACUACAAUCAAUGCCUCGGAAUUGUUGGACGCAGUUAUGGAGAUCGAUGGGCUGGAAGAAACUAAGCAGAUGUACGCAUUCGAGUAUUUGAAUGCCGACCCUAUCAAAGCGAGGGCCUUCAUGACAUACAAUGUUCGGAUGAGGAAAACAUAUUUGUUUAGACAGUUUUGGUGGUGGAAAUGAUCGGACCGGGGAUCGGAACUGCAAACGUUUUCGGUAUAUAAUCUACAAUAGCGUGGGAAUAGUUAUGUUUCAACCCCUACAAUCCCUCUUGGAAAGGUUGGGUGACCUAGUUGUUGGUGCAUAGGCUUAUAUUGAAAAUCCUCCGAUUUAACUUCAUUUUAUAAUAGAUUAAACUCAAUCGGAUCUAAAAUGUUA
This is a messenger RNA of Hibiscus syriacus, 1824 nucleotides long. RefSeq lists its product as uncharacterized. The record is from RefSeq and is a predicted model, not a curated record. The coding region runs from base 712 to 1629 and encodes 305 amino acids. Lineage: Eukaryota; Viridiplantae; Streptophyta; Magnoliopsida; Malvales; Malvaceae. The transcript has 2 exons.